Molecule: messenger RNA, 1408 nt
Organism: Durio zibethinus
Lineage: Eukaryota; Viridiplantae; Streptophyta; Magnoliopsida; Malvales; Malvaceae
Source: RefSeq, a predicted model, not a curated record
UGUUUGGAAAUAUUGGAAGUCAAAUCCUAUUUUUCGUAGUCCCUUCCAUAAGUUCUUACUUCUUUAAUGGCUAAAGAAGGAUUAAUGCAAAGACUCCAAUCGCGUUUCUCGCGAUUUCCUUAUUAAAUUCCAUACUUUUUCCUUCUUCUUUACUAACCGAAUAUGCUCUCAGUAUUCUGUCAUGAUUAUAAAUUAUACGAUAGGAGUCACGUACGUUGAGAUGUGAACCAACCUAGAAAAUACUGAUCAGAAAGUCUGCUUGUUUCUUUGAUCUAUAAAUAAGUAUGUAGUCUGCAGCGUUUUACAUUCAAUUCAAUUCCAUUACAUUUUCUCAUUUCUAGCAAGCCAUUUCUGUCACCCAUUCUCAUUUCUAUUACUUAAAUUUAAUUUCCAUUUGCAGAAAAUGAAUACCACAGCAGCUCAAUUUCCAUAUCCAUGGCAGCGUUGCAAAAUUAUUCACUUGGUGAGGCAUGGACAAGCUAUGCAUAACGUAGAAGGAGAUAAGAAUCGUGAAGCACUGUUGUCUCCUCACCUAUUUGAUGCAGAACUCUCCCCACUGGGCUUGCAGCAGGUUGGUAAACUGCGCAAGGAUGUUCAUGCUAGUGGGUUACUUGAUAAGAUUGAGUUAGUCGUCACGUCCCCUUUGUACAGGACCAUGCAAACAGCUAUUGGAGUUUUUGGUAGUGAAAGCCACGCAGAUGGAGGGAAUGAAGAUUUUUCUGCAAUAUCAGCUACCAAUUACCCCCAAAUUAUGGCAGUUGAGCUUUGUCGAGACCGCCUGGGGGUUCGUCCUUGUGAUAUGAGGAGAAGGGUCAGCGAGUGUCAGGCUCUUUUCCCUUCAAUUGAUUUUUCAAUGAUGGAUGGUGAAGAUGACAGUUUGUGGAAUCCGGACGUUCGAGAGCCCGAAGAGGAAGUUGCUGCACGGAUGGUCCUGUUUAUGAAAUGGCUGUGGACAAGGCCAGAGCAGGAGAUUGUUAUUGUUAGCCAUGGCAUAAUCCUGCAACAUAUUCUGAAUGUACUUGGAAAUGACUGUCAUCCAGCAGUUAGAUCAGCUUUAUGCAAACGCUUUGACAACUGUGAGCUUCGUUCGGUAGUCAUUGUGGAUAAAAGCCUGAUGGGAGCAGAUUCAACACUUUGAUCACCAAGGGAUGCCGUUGCAAAAGAGAAUGUGCUGAGAAAGGAAGUUUCCAACUAGUUGGACUCAGUGACCCCUCAAACAAUAAAUGGACUCACUGUUCAACUUUCGAGGAUUCUUUAAUCAAAUUUGUGUUAUUUUCUUUUUUCAUUUCAUAGGUAAUAUGACCCAUAGAAGUCUGGUUUCUAUAGUAAAAUAAUUGACUGAUAACAUGUUUUCUUUAUUCUUUAUACAAAUAACUAUGUACUUGUCAAAUUUAAUGUACACUUAUGU